UUGAAUAUCCUGAAGUUCCGAGAACCCGCCGAUCAUCAACCGUUCUGUGUUGAUCGAUGGAGAUAGCAUCCGUUCCGAUCAGUUCGUGUUCCAAACACAACCAAAAGAUCUACCAAGAAUGGUUCAACUACGCCGAUUCAGAUAACGAUGGACGCAUUACUGGAAAUGAUGCCACAAAGUUCUUCGCAAUGUCCAACCUUUCCCGUUCGGAACUCAAACAGGUUUGGGCUAUUGCAGAUUCCAAACGACAAGGAUUUCUUGGUUUCAGGGAGUUCAUCACUGCAAUGCAGCUGGUUUCUCUGGCGCAAGCAGGAAAUGAGAUUACUUCGGACAUCCUUAAAACUACAGUGGAUUUGGAGAAUUUAGAACCUCCAUCAAUGGAAGGUUUGAAUGCCUUACUAGCUAAAAAUAAGGUCUCAACAAAUAAUGGCGAGCUUGAAUUAAAUGGAGAUUCUAGGCCACAGCCAUCACCAUCAGCUCCUUGGUUCACCUCAAAAUCUGUAAAGAAAGCACCUCUUAAUUCCGUUACAUCAAUAAUAGAUGGCUUGAAGAGACUAUACAAUGAAAAGUUAAAGCCAUUGGAAGUCACCUACCGCUAUAAUGAUUUUGUUUCUCCCUUAUUGACACAUAGUGACUUUGAUGCCAAACCCAUGGUUAUGCUUUUGGGUCAGUAUUCAACUGGGAAAACUACAUUCAUAAAACAUUUACUCGGAUGUAAUUUCCCAGGAGCUCACAUUGGACCAGAGCCUACAACCGAUCGUUUUGUUGUUGUCAUGUCUGGACCUGAUGAAAGGAGCAUUCCUGGAAAUACCAUUGCAGUUAAUGCAGAGAUGCCAUUCAAUGGACUGACAACUUUUGGAGGGGCAUUUUUAUCAAAAUUUGAGUGUUCCCAGAUACCACAUUCUCUUCUAGAACACAUCACCUUUGUGGACACUCCAGUCCUAUCUGGAGAAAAGCAAAGAACACAAAGAAGCUAUGAUUUCACUGGUGUAAUAUCUUGGUUUGCAGCAAAAUGUGAUCUCAUUCUUCUUCUUUUUGAUCCCCACAAACUUGAUAUCAGUGAUGAAUUUAAGCGUGUGAUUGCAUCUCUACGUGGUAAUGAUGACAAGAUACGUGUAGUUUUGAACAAAGCUGAUCAAGUCGAUACACAACAACUAAUGAGGGUCUAUGGUGCAUUGAUGUGGUCACUUGGGAAAGUUUUGAAUACUCCCGAGGUUGUGCGAGUUUAUAUUGGUUCAUUCAAUGACAAGCCUGUGAAUGAAGCAGCCGUGGGUCCAAUAGGGAAGGAUCUUUUUGAGAAAGAGCAGGAUGAUCUUCUUGCAGACUUGAUAGAUAUUCCAAAAAAAGCUUGUGAUCGUCGGAUCAAUGAAUUUGUAAAACGAGCUAGAGCUGCCAAGAUUCAUGCCUAUAUAAUCAGUCACCUCAAAAAGGAGAUGCCUGCAAUGAUGGGCAAAGCUAAAGCACAACAGCGACUAACCGAUAAUCUUGAAGAUGAAUUUGCAAAGAUCCAAAGGGAGUUCCAUCUUCCAGCUGGUGACUUCCCAAAUGUGGAGCACUUUAGGGAGGUUCUGAACGGCUACAGCAUCGAUAAAUUUGAGAAGCUGAAGCCUAAAAUGAUACAAGCUGUGGAUGACAUGCUUGGCUAUGAUAUUCCGGAGCUCCUGAAGAAUUUCAGAAACCCGUAUGAAUAAACAUGUUGUUGCAGCUGAAUACACCACUAUAAGCUGGAAUAGUUUUCCACAACAUAUAUACAUAUAUAUAUAGCAGUUUUUAUGCUUUUAUACAUAUUUUUGUUUUCAUUGUCAUUAGACUUCCAAUUUCAAAUGUGUCAUCUGUGAGCAUUUGAAGAUCCUUUCUUGGACUUUUGCUAUUUGUAGAGGGACAGUUUUGCCAUUUUGACUGUUCCUAGUUGGAAAAGUUUUGUUAGGAUUGAUAAUAUUUGAUAUCAUACGUGGAUACAAUUCAAUUAUUAUUUAUAUUGUGUUUGGGUUAA
Vitis riparia (riverbank grape) is the source of this 1993-nucleotide messenger RNA. RefSeq names its product EH domain-containing protein 1-like. NCBI's taxonomy places the organism in Eukaryota, Viridiplantae, Streptophyta, Magnoliopsida, Vitales, Vitaceae. The record is from RefSeq and is a predicted model, not a curated record. Gene Ontology annotation, molecular function: calcium ion binding; GTP binding; protein binding. Gene Ontology annotation, biological process: endocytosis; endosomal transport. Gene Ontology annotation, cellular component: intracellular membrane-bounded organelle; plasma membrane; cytoplasm.